UUUCAUGAUCGUGUCAGCCAUACGUGUGCAGAAGGGACGUUGAAGUCACGGUCUUUCGGAACACCAUCUUCUUGAUUCUUCUCGGUUUUUCCGAACGGCCGAAGAACUGCGAUCGUGCGGAGAAACGUGACUGUUCCUAGUGACUGCGAAAAAGCAAGACACUGUUAUGCAUGAUAUUGCAUAUUGAAGCAUACUGAGUUCUCGUGCGAAGAAAUGCUAUUGCUGAAAUAAAUAUUCGAUUUUAUACGGAAAAGGACUAUUUCGUAGACAGGCAAGGAAGCCACUAGGUAAGCAGGCAGCCAGUCACUCAGACAAGCAGGCAGGCAGCCAGCUAGCUAGCUAGCUAGCCAGCUAGAUAGCAAGACAAGCCAGAGCAGACUAGAAGCAGAACAGGUAAUAUAAUCUAAAGUAAGGCCACUAGAUAACCAAGAAGUCAAAAUAGCAAGAAGUCAAGUAACCAGGCUAGGAAUCAAGGAAACACGUACUUCGCGAGACGAGCAGCAGGCAAACAGUGAAUCAAACAGACAAGCAUCAGUGUUCCCGGUACCGGCAUAAUAUUCAGUGCGAGUACGAAAAUUGGUUAUUGUAAAAAUGGCCGCCGAACUACAAAACAAGACCCGAAUGCAGGUUUUCAAGAACAAAGGGAAAGAUCAAGAGGAAAUGCGUAGAAGAAGAAAUGAAGUCACUGUAGAACUACGCAAAAACAAAAGGGAAGAAACUUUGCUGAAAAGGAGAAAUGUACCUAUUACAGAUUCCACUGAUGAAGAUGAUGUAGAGAAGACUCUGUCAGAAGUAGAUUUGCAGGCUCUAGUAAUGAAAGCAGGUAGUUCCGAUCCUGCUGUACAAUUACAGGCAGUACAGUCUGCAAGAAAACUGUUAUCAUCGGAUCGUAAUCCACCGAUCGAUCCAUUGAUUAGAAGUGGUAUUCUGCCAAUUCUUGUCCAUUGCCUCGAGCAACACAAUCAACCAUCAUUACAAUUUGAGGCAGCAUGGGCCUUAACGAACAUAGCAAGUGGCACCUCUGCUCAAACACAAGCAGUUGUGGCUGCUGGUGCAGUUCCAUUAUUUUUACACUUGCUUCUUUCCAGCCAGCAAAAUGUAUGUGAACAGGCUGUCUGGGCCUUAGGAAAUAUUAUCGGAGAUGGACCGGUACCACGAGAUUAUGUUAUUAAUCUUGGUGUUGUACAGCCGCUGUUAACGUUCAUCAAACCGGAGAUACCCCUUUCUUUCUUGCGCAACGUCACGUGGGUGAUCGUUAAUUUAUGUAGAAGUAAAGAUCCACCACCGCCAGUUCAGACGAUAAAGGACAUUUUACCAGCGCUCAAUGUACUCAUUCAUCAUACGGACAUGAAUAUCCUCAUUGACACUGUGUGGGCCCUGAGUUAUUUAACGGAUGGUGGCAACGAGCAAAUUCAAAUGGUCAUUGACAGCGGUGUAGUACCACAUCUUAUUCCGCUUUUAUCGCACAAAGAAGUCAAAGUGCAAACCGCCGCCUUAAGAGCAGUAGGAAAUAUUGUUACUGGUACUGAUGAGCAAACUCAAACAGUCCUUAACUGUGAUGCACUAUCCCACUUCCCAAAUCUCUUGACCCAUCCCAAAGAAAAGAUUUGUAAGGAGGCUGUAUGGUUCCUUUCGAACAUAACAGCUGGAAAUCAGACGCAGGUGGAAGCGGUUAUCGAUGCGGGAUUAUUACCCCUCAUUAUUCGUAAUUUAUCGAAGGGAGAGUUUCAAACGCAAAAAGAGGCUGCGUGGGCGAUUAGCAAUCUGACGAUAAGCGGAAAUAGGGAACAGGUUGCACGACUUAUUCAGGAAGGCGUAAUCGGGCCAUUCUGUGAUCUGUUAGUAUGUAAAGACACUCAGGUUGUGCAGGUGGUACUUGACGGAAUUCACAAUAUGCUCAAGCUUGCCGGACCUCAGGUGGAACAACUGGCUAAUAUGAUUGAAGAAUGUUCAGGCUUGGACAAAAUCGAAUCGUUGCAAAACCACGAAAACGUGGACAUUUACAAAUUAGCCUAUGAUAUUAUCGAGCAAUACUUUUCGGAAGAGGCGGACGAUGCCAACUUGACAUCUCAGGUUGCCGAAGGGACAUUUGAAUUUGAUCCAACGACGUCUGCUCCAAGCGAAGAAUUCAAUUUCUGAGAGGGCGGGGGCAGUUCCUUGGUGACAUUCGAUCGUGCCGUCCUCCAUCAAGAGACUCCAAUUCCGACAGCGAAUCCAACAUUGACACUGACUCUAUUGCAGAGUUAUUAUGCUUUCCCUUCCUUUGACCUACGACGACCUCUCCUCGCUCCGAAGACGACACGUGCCGUCACCUACGCGCAACAGCUGAACCAAGAAUCUCGAUUUCAAUCGGCCCGACAAUAUUGCGCGAAUUACUGGCCUUUCUGCGCGUAACGGUUAUUUACGAUAAUCGCACACGAUAGACAGGAUAUAAUGUAAAACAACAAUAACGUAGUACCAUUUGCAGAGCUACGCACGCCUCUCAGAGCAAUGCAGUGUGCACCCGUGUAAAAAUGGAUAUACAUAAGGUGUCACAUAGUGGCACACAGUGACACACUGCUCGAGAAAGAGAGAAAAAAAAACUUGCUACCGAAACAAGUGCCACUUGGAGCAAUGUGAAAAAAAAAGAAAAAAAAAUGUAAAGUCCAAAUCGUAAAUCGUAACUCGUUAAUCGAAAUCGAAUUUUACAUCCUCGACAUCUCUUCCCCUCGAUCGAUCGUGUUCUUUCGUUUCUUCCGAUUACUUUUUACCGUAGAUAUAUACCUUGUACUUUUUAUUAUACAUCUACAUUAGAGGAACAAGUCUAUUAAAGAUGCUGCUAGGAAUACGACGCCAUCAUCGCUAAUGGCGUGUAUUAAAAAUUACUCAGUUCGACGAUUAUUGUCAAAACCACGAAGAAGCCAAGGAAUUAUCAGAGCUCACCCGUGCCGCUCUCUACUCUCGUGUUCGGGCCGAGUCUUGGUUCACGAUGUUAUAUUUAUAAACGAUUCGUGUAUAUUUUAGGCAUGUUAAAUUUAUAAUGAUAUUGAUUACUAAAUAAAUCGAUUAACUACUC
Molecule: messenger RNA, 3055 nt
Organism: Cephus cinctus (wheat stem sawfly)
Lineage: Eukaryota; Metazoa; Arthropoda; Insecta; Hymenoptera; Cephidae
Gene: Kap-alpha3
Product: importin subunit alpha-3
Exons: 9
Coding region: 592-2139 (515 amino acids)
Biological process (GO): NLS-bearing protein import into nucleus
Cellular component (GO): cytoplasm; nucleoplasm; nucleus
Molecular function (GO): protein binding; nuclear import signal receptor activity
Source: RefSeq, a predicted model, not a curated record